CAAAUCGAAUCUGGUAAUGAGCUGACGUGGUUCACGAUUAAUCAGCAGACAGGUCUGGUCACAACUCGGAUGCCACUGGACCGCGAGCAAGUUGACCAAGUUGUCCUUAACGUCUCAGUCCUGAAUGUUAAUGGGGGAGGCGGAACUACCUCGGGGCCAACCAAGAGUUUCGCAACAAUCAAAGUUAUAAUUCUAGACGUGAACGACAACAGUCCGGCUUUUUGGAACCUUCCGAACAGCAUAGAGGUAAAAGAAGACGAGUUAGUUGGUCAGCUGCUGGUUACAGUUAAUGCCUCAGAUUCAGAUGAAGGACUGAAUGGGAGAGUGACGAUGCAAAUAGUCCAGGAAAACUCAGAUAUUUCAGGACCGUCUGAAAUGUUCGAGUUAGAUUCCACAUCUGGUGAAUUGAGAUUGACGGCUAGCUUGGACCGGGAGGAAGUCGACUCUUUCGUGGUCACGAUUGAAGCCAAGGAUGAGGGCGAAGGAAACGCAAAAACUACAACAGGAUUCUUGACCAUCAAUGUAAUUGACGUCAAUGACAACGCCCCGAAGUUCUACCCGGAAUUAUACUACGUUUCAAUCCCAAGCGAAUCAGUCGAACAAUCAGAAAUUGCCGCAGUUUCUGCUAGUGAUGAUGAUUUAAAUCACGAUAUCUAUAUUGAAUAUUCGAUCCUUUCUGGAAACGAAGCUGAACUCUAUGAAAUUGAUAGAAAAUCUGGUGCCAUUCGCUUCAUUGGAAACUCAGAAGACUUGACUCCCGGGUCUAAUUUUGUUCUGCGAGUGUCUGCGCGUGAUCAAAAUGGAACUGGCUUGAAAUCUUCUAACAACGCAACCGUCCACAUUGUAGUGUCUUCAGGCGAUAAUGAUGGCUCAAAAGUACAAUUCAUGUUUCAAGAAUACACUUUCUAUGUAUAUGAAAACACACUCUACCCAAUUAUUGGAAGUGUAAACCUCAAAAUCCCUCGUGACGGAACAAUCGAGAGUAAUGACAUUGAAUUUAGCAUUUCUCAGGGAGACCCGGGAAAUUUGUUCGUGAUAGAUCGAAAAACCGGACUGUUGGGUCUGAACGACCAAAGGCGUCUAAAUUUUGAGAUAAUGUCAAAGUUCUUUCUGAAAGUUAGUUGUCGCUUGAACGAUACUGUGCUGACAACUAAUGUCUCAGUUCACGUCAUGGAUAAAAACGAUCACGCGCCCGCAUGGCCUAGCAAUGUGAUAUCAGUUGGUGUGUCCGAGCUAGCACUGCCCAAUAGUGUCAUAGCUACUUUAGGAGCAACAGAUGAAGAUUCAAAAAAUCAAGUAUUUUUUGAGCUGGUGGAAGACCAUAGUAACAUGUUCUAUGUGUCUGGACAACAACUGAAAAAUGUGAAAUCACUAAUUGAUUACGUCGAUCAGACUCUAGUGGUGAAGGUUUCUGCUUAUGACAAUGGGGUUCCCUCUUACAGCUCGUUAGUGACUUACAAUAUCCAUGUUCUGGAUGAAAAUGACAUUGCACCUGUUUUCAACACUCCUUUGCUCCCUGAUGAUCCAGAAAAAGCCUUUGAUGACGACAGGUUUAUCUUUGAAAUAUCAGAAUGGACGCCAGUUGGAAGCAUAAUUUUUAUUUUGAACGUUACGGAUGGUGACUACAGAAAGAACUCGGCAAUUAGCUUCUCUCUGCAGCUCGAGAGAACCAUUCCACCGUCGAAUACAAGGAAAAGCCCUUUUGGAGUUUUCCCGAAUGGACAUUUCUACCUCGCACAAUCAGUGGAAGACGAAAAUUUGAGGUUUGACUUUUAUGAAGUCAAUGUGGUGGCCGAGGAUAAUGGAGUUCCUGGCAAAAGGACGACGCAAAAAGUGGUGAUACAGAUUUUGGAUGAGAACGACAACCGACCACUCUUCCACCAAUCUCAAGUUGUGUUCGAAGUGAAAUCGGACGCUCGGAGUGGUGAAGUUAUUGGUCAGCUGAAAGCGGUAGACAGGGAUCGAGGAGUGAACGGGAAGGUGGCGUAUUUGCCGAUUAAACAAAACCCACCUGGUGGAAACUUGUUUCAAAUAGAUUUAUAUUCUGGCGAAAUAUACACCGUUGCUGAUCUGCAGAAAUACUGCGCCAGAGAGACUACAUUCAAUGUUUCUGUCACUGAUUUGGGGAGUCCUCCACUGAAUGGAUCGGUUGAGGUCACGAUUAAAGUUAAGAAGGCGCAAAAGGUUGAAGACUUUUUUGGCAAGUUCAAUGCAAGAGUGUUUUAUGCUCGUGUCACAGAAAACAACGGAAUUAAUGAAGAAGCCUUGCGAAUAGAGUUUGAUGGCGAAGAUAACGACUUAUCGGGGUUAGUCUACGAGUUUUCAAUGGUCGAUGGAAGUUUUGAACCGAACGAAUGGAAUGAUGUUAUUGUCCUUGACCCACAAACAGGCAUGGUAACAAUGAAUGAAAUAGUAGAUCGAGAGGCAGUAGGAAGCUGGAUGAAGUUCGACGUAGCCUUGAAAUCAGUGUUUGAAGCAGAAGUUGUGCAUACUGACCUUGCACAUGUGAUCAUUAAAAUUGAAGAUGAAAACGACAACGCACCAUUACCUGUAGAAGUUAACGGAAAUAUAGUUGACCUUUCCGUGUCUGAGAACGCGGUUCCGGGAAGCAAAAUUGCAUCGGUGACGUUCACUGACAAAGACGAGGGCUUAAAUGGAGUUGUUUUGUACACACUAGAAAGCACAGCUGAGUUGCCAUUUGACGUAAUAAGUGACACAGGGGAGAUAUUUCUGACCAAACGACUAGACUAUGAAUCUGAAGACAGUUAUGACUUUGAACUACUUGCGUCAAACCCAGUGGCAAGUUCACAAACAAGCUCUGUGCGCGUUAGAGUCAACGUUGAAAAUGUGAAUGAUGAGUAUCCGCAGUUUACUCAGACGCAAAAUGUGUUCUUUGUUCCUGAGACGGCGUCUAUUAACACACUAAUAACACAAAUUCAGGCGACCGACAAGGAUUCGACUGAAAUUACUUUCUCAAUGCUAGUCCUCAGUCCGGUCUUGAAUGUUGCCUUUGAAUCUUUUGCCAUUGAUUCGAGCAGCGGAGCAAUCAGAACCUCAAAACAACUGCGUCCAAAUUACUUCCAAGAAAUCUACCAAAUUGAAGUUUUUGCAUGUGACCAGGACAGCUUAUGCUCGAGAAAAACAAUCGAAAUAAAUGUACAAGAAAAUUUAUUCGACUGUGAACCUGAAGUCAAGUUCACGUCAAAUGUUGUAAAGUACCUAUCGACUACUUCAACAGAAAACGUGCUGUUCAGAGUUGGAGCUUCCGUUGAAUCACGAAGCAUCAACCUUGCUUAUGAACUGUCAUCGAAUCAUCCAUUGACAAUCAAUUCGUUAACUGGAGACGUGUCAAUGCAAUCAGAAGCAAAUCGCGGAACAGCAGGAGACAGAUGGACGUUUGAUGUCACCGCAUUUGAUCCCCAGAAUACAUGCGUUGGUUCAAGUCAGCAAAUCGAAAUCUUCUGGAUGCUUGACUCGGAGUUGAAUUCGUUGAAUCUGCAGCUCUCUGGAAAUGGAAAGGUCGAUGAAAAUAGUGAAGACAGUUUUGGAGUUCUAUCUGUUCCAACAAUAACAAAUGACGAGCAUGCGCAAGCAAAUAUAAGGUUUUCUGUUAAUUCUAUUUGGUGUGAACAAACGGACCAAGAUAGAAUUUCUGAACUGGUUUUAAACUUGCCUCUCGAUUUGCUCAAAAUCGACCAGUUAACAGGUGUAGUGCAACCCUCAGUACCAAUAGACAGAGAACAGCUACAAUGCCCUGAUAUGGUUACGCAAUAUGAAGUUUACGCGAAUGGUCAGACUGGGUAUUUGGAAACUAGAUUGGAAGUUGUUAAUAUUAAUGAUGUGGCGCCUGUUUUUGACCACAACUCAGUAGUGGAGGUCAAAAUUCCCGAGAAUGCUGAAAUUGGCUCAAAUGUCUGGAGCUUCCGCUUUGUAGACGAAGAUUCGCCUGCUUCUAUUGCCUUAGUAUCUCAGAUUCCGGACCUAAGUUUGUUCACAUUGGAUCCAACUGGAGUGUUGAUGCUUGAAAAAGACUUAGACUUCGAAACAAUGCCAAGAAUAUACAAUUUGACCUUGAAAGUAAGUGACACCGAUUUCGACACAAUGGCAGUCGUGAUGAUCGAAAUAACCGAGGUGAACGAAUUUGCUCCGAGAUGCCUCAGGAUGAAUCAAGAAAUAGAAGUGGCUGACUUUCUCUUCCUCUCAGUGCCUGAAAAUUACCCGCAGUUGUCAUCAGUGGGGAAAAUAAAUGUCGAGGAUGAAGAUUUGAACCAAAAACUUUUCCUAUUCACACUUCUCAAUUCUAAAGAACCUUUCGAGAUAGAUCCAAAGAGUGGGCACAUACGCACUUCGAAGGUACUCGACGCAGAACAAACUCGAUUUUAUGGCCUCAGUGUUGAAAUCUGCGACCUUCCGAAUCCUCAAACAAUCCUCAAGUCAGAUAAUUCCUUGUGCAAUGUGUGCGAAGUUCUAAUUGAGGUAGAGAACGUUGAUGACAAUGAACCAGACUUUGAUGGCUCAAAUGGAAAGAUGCUCAUAGAAGCCUCUGUUGAAGAGAACAUGCCGGUGGGAACCUUCGUGGCAUGGAUCAAUAUGACGGACGCCGAUGUCGUUUUCGCCAGUGAAAACAACAACUUCUUGGCUCUUUAUGAUGAUGCAUUCUAUCUGGUUCCGCAGAUUGACCAAUUAGGAGUGUUUGGACUGCACACGAACCGGGUAUUUGAUCGAGAAGAUUUCGACCCCUGUUCACAAGCACCUCAAUUGAACAUCUUUGCACAUGCUAUCAGUCGCGAUUAUAGAUACUUAGUGGAACUGCGGAUUCUUGUUGAAAUCCGAGACCAAGAUGACAAAGCGCUCGAAGUUAUUGGUGUAAAUAACGUCAGUGUCUAUAAACAAAUGUCAUACAAUCUUCCAUUUUUCGCUCUGAAUUUUGCGGACGAGGAUUCCUCCGGGCAAUUCGGGGACAUGAACGUGACCUACGCUGCAGAUCAGUCAUUAAUCGAAGUGUCAUCAUGGCUCAUUGUGGAUCCUGCAAACGGGUGUUUGAGCUUGAAGGACCUUUUCGAAACUAUCAUUGCCGAGUUCCCAUUUAAAGCACGCAUCACACUUCGUGUUGAAAAGGGAGAACAGAUUGCAGAACAUCAAGUGUGGAUCAAUUUUGAAGAUUUUGAGACUAUUAGACCCAAAAUAUCUCAUCAAAGCCUCAAUGGCAUUGCUCUGGAACCUUGGAUAAUUCCGAAUUCAGAAAUAUUGAAUAUGAAGUCACAGCUUGCAAAUUCGAGUGACCAGCAGACAGUGAGUUUUGUGGCUGUGUUCAGAGGAGUCGACGCUAACGAAAUCUUUUAUUUAGACGCCUCGACUGGAGUUAUUUCUGUCAACUCUGAGCUAAACCGAGAAAUUUCACCUGGGUUCUAUCAUAUGUUUUGGUUCGCAUAUUCCGAGGAGCACCCUUCUCUGCAAUCAGAAGUUGGAGAUAUAGAGUUUGAGGUCUCGGUUGAUGCUUUCAAAGAUUGUGUUAAAUCGCCAAAAAAUGACGGAACUGUGCUUUUGGUGCCCGAAAAUUCCCCACCUGGAGAAAUGAGUCGUUUUAAGCUGUUUGAUGAAAAGUGCUCGAGUUUGAUUAACGUAAUUGAAACCCAAUUGAACGAUGAUUUUCACUCAACAUUCAGUGUACAGCUCGAUGAUGUGUUCCUUGCUGUGAUUUUGGAUAGAAAAAUUGACACGCUCCUGGAAACUGAAAUCGACCUGGAAGUACUAAUUCGUGCAAGAAAUGGUGACGGUGACCUGUUUGUGAGUUCUGAGAUCAUAGCUCGAGUACAAGUAGUUGACCGAAGUUUGCCUGCAUUGCGUAUACUGAGAAUUGGGCACCAGCCUGUGGUCUCUCGAAACUCCAAUUCAGACUCCAGUUUGCUGUCUCUCCCACAAAUUGACCACAGAGUCAAACUAGUGACUCCCUUGUACACUGCUGCUGGAACGGUUCUUGCUCAAGUGCAGACUAGCUAUGAUGACCGAAAACUCCCUACAGAUUCUAGUGUUGCCUUUUCCGUUUCUUCGUUGGAUGAGCAGCAGCUUCCAUUUACUAUCUGUGAGACGAGCGGAGAAAUAAUUGUGAUGUCUAAGUUAACGACUCAGACUGAAUACAAGGCUCAAGUGACAGCUUCGUCAGUGAGGAAUCACUCCGAGACACAUUCGGUACCAUUCACACUUCAGGCAGUCAGAAGUACACCUGAAGAAGAGGAUCCUUGCUUCUUGUCAAUUCAGAGAAACAGAGUAGUUCUUGCGGCCCCUCUGGAAGUUGGAACUUUCGUGUCGCAAGUAGUGUGCGAAGGAGGAACGUCUUUAGCAGACGUUGAGUGGACCAAUUUGGAAGGCAACAUCGUGGCUCUAGCUGCUCAGACUGGAUUUGUGACAAUCAACCUUCAUAUUACAGAUCUUGGAAUAUACCCUGUUCUCUUGUCAUAUGUAACUCAUGGCUUUUAUGGACCAUUCACAAUUGAACUGGAGAUAGAACUUAAACAAAUACCAGUUGUUGCAAGCCCACAGUUCGAAGCGCUGACCGCAUCUGUGUCAGAAGGAGAGGAAACGGAUCUUUUUUCUUUUGCUUCAGCUGAUAAUGACGUUGAAUAUCGAUUGUUGGGGUCAAGUUGUGGAAUUGAACACAUCGAAAUAAUGAACCUAGGUGAGGAGGUAUUAAUAAGAACGAAGGCAAGCUUGGAUUUUGAUGCUAGUUGUGAAUUAAUUGAGGACAUUUAUGUAAUGGCGACUGAUGAAAGUGGAAUAAGUCGAAUUUACGCGGUGACUGGUGCGAUCCAAGUUGUGAACAGAAAUGACCAUGUCCCAUCAUGUGGAGGCGUGGCAGCGUAUAUGUCACUUCUAGUUAACGAAAAUUUCCGAGGAAUUGUAUCAACAGAUCUCGCGAUCGAAGAUUUGGAUGAAAGUCCAUUCAAUCAAACGUCAACCAAGAUUUUCCCCGCUGAUCGGAACUCACGGGAUUUUCUGGAUGAAGGUCUCAUCUCUUUAAUUAAUAACAUGAUUACCUUGACUGCCAGUGAUGAAAACCCUUUGGAUCGAGAAAGUUUCCCGGACUCAUUUGAUACCGAAUAUAGCUUGAAAUAUAUUGUCCAAGUCACCGAUAUAGACAGUGAGCUGAAAUCGACCUGUUUGUUCGAGUUGCUGCUUUCUGAUGCUAACGAGUUUGUGCCAGAAUGCAGUAUCGGGAAUGACGAACACUUUCUUGAAAUUGCGGAGACAUCGCCCAUUGGCUCAAAACUUGGAAGAAUUGCAUGCAGAGAUCAGGACGCAUCGCAGUACCCUGUGAACAAGUUUAGUCUGCUCGAAGGAGGUCAAAAUUUUGAGAUAGAUGACAUUACAGGGGUGGUGAGAAGUAAGACACAGUUUGACUUCGAAGAUAACGACAGAUACCAGCUGAAUGUGUUGGUGCAAAAUGGACGCCUGGAAAGCAGUCUGCUAGUAGAAGUUGUAGUUACGGACGAGAACGAUGAAACGCCUAGAUUUGAAGAAUUGUCUACCCUAAUAGUUCAAGAAAACGAAGCAAUUGGAGUGGAUAUUGGUUCCAUCUCUGCAAGUGACGUUGAUGACUCUCCAGUCAAGUUCAAGUUCAUGCACCUGGAAGAUGAGAAGAUGUUUUCAAUCGACUCUACGUCUGGCAGAAUUAAGAUAAACGAUGACACAAUCUUUCGAUCAACUGUGCAGUCUGUCCAGUCGGGUUUGGAUUGCUCUGCAAUAGCUGUGGCUACUCAAGAACUGUUGUACCCUUAUGAAUACGAAGUGAAAAUUUUAGAUGUAUGUGUCAAGCAAGAGAACAGCCAUGUGCCACAGUUCAUUCAUCAAAGUAACGUCUUUAAAGUUCCUGAAAAUGCUGAAAGAGGAUAUGUCAUAACAGAACUACGAGCCGAGGAUGAAGACUUUGGCCCGAACGGAGAGCUAGUCUUUUACAUUGAGAAUGCCCAAUUAGACAUCUUCACAAUUGAAGGAACUGAGCUUCAAUUACUAGUGGAUUUGGAGACAAUCGCUCUAAACACAAAGAAUAUCGAAAUAGAAGUGAAAGUAAGCGACAGCGGAAUUCCUCAACUAUCAUUUUCCACUAUAUUUAGUGUAUAUAUUGUUUCUAAAAACACGUUCUCCAUUCGAUUCUCCCAUGAAAAUUAUACAGCAUCAAUUGAGGAGAACUUGCUCCCGGGGACCCUGAUUGCAUUGUGUCGAGCAAAUAUCUAUGACAAUUCAGCUGUAGUAACCGAUGAAAAGAAUAUAGUUUACAGCAUUACAAUAACCGAACCAGAGGCAGUUGGAGAAAAAAUAGAAAUGGAAUAUUUAACAGGCAGAAUAGUUGCAACAGAUUUGGUCAUUGACUACGAAGAUGUGAAGAUUUUUACUAUUCACAUUCAAGCCACCGAUAAUUUGACAUCAGUGGGCACGCUGACAGCAAAUGCAGAAGUAGUAGUAACAGUAAUUGACAUAAAUGAUAAUGUACCGACUUUUUUCAACCCCUCUGGGCUUACAAAUGAAGUUCUAGUACCAAGAAUAACCGUUCUUAUUGCAGAAAGUAACGAAGAAAAUAGACCGAUAUUAAAUUUAUCUGAUUAUAUCAGAGAUCAGGAUGCGAGUUUUCAGCAAAGCUACAACUUCGAAAUCAUCACCGGAACCGAUUUAUUCUUUAUUGACAAUACAUCAUAUAGUGUUCUGAAAACGAAUAGAAUUCUGAGUUGCGCUCAUUUUGACUACGAAGGCGACGGUGGAAUCCGAAUAAGAGUAACAGAUGAAACUAAUGAAGAACACUUUUCGGAAGCCAUUUUCGAAAUAAUAGUUGUCGAUAGUUUGAACAAUAUGGCUCCCCAGUUUCAAUCGGAGAGUUACACUUGGCCAGCAAAAGAAAGUGCUCUGGUAGAAACUGAAAUUGGUAAGCUGGUUGCUACUGAUGGAGAUUGCGCUGAAGUGCCGCCAUAUGUUACGAGGCUGCAAAAAUACUACAGGAACAAUCCAAUCUCAGCUGAAUUGCAAACAAUACAUUUUGUCAACUCGCUGAAAUAUUUCCUGAUUCCUUCUUUGUCGGCCGAAACUAAUUCAAGAAUUACAACUUUUCUCGAGUUUUUCAAUCUGGAUGAAGAAACAGGAGAACUGACGCUCCAGCAGAGUCUUAAUUACGAAAACGAGACAGUCUUCGACUCAAAAGUACUAGCUGUUGAUGCGCCCCGUCCAAGAAAAAUAGCAUCUGUACCUUUGAGAAUUGUGGUUAUCGACGAGAACGAAGCUCCAUCUUUCCAUCAAGAGCUUUACAGUGCAACUCUGAGUGAAACGGAGUCUAUUGGAAUUGAGAUACUCCGGGUCUCAGCGUUCGACCGGGACAAGUCGCUGGAUUUCUCGAACUUUGUCUUCACAUUAAAGCAACCUAAUUCGGGUGUUUUCACAAUCGGAGAACAAACUGGAGUUGUUACUAAUUUGAUUCCUCUAGACAGAGAAACUCUGGGAGACGUCCUGACGUUUGAAGUCAUUGUAGCAGAUUCAGUUGACAAUCAAAUCAAUGACGUCGCUAAUCUUACCGUGCUAAUUAGAGAUGUGAACGAUAAUGCGCCUGUUUUAAGCGGAGAAUUAGCAGAAAACCGAAAGCUUGAAGUAAAUGAAAACGCUCCAAUAGGGACACUUAUAUUAGUUUUGGAUGCAAUAGUUGACCUAGAUAGUCCGGAGAACGGAGCUCCUUUUACAAUUGAUGUUACUGGAUUGCCGGCGAGAGAUUACAUCGAAGUAGUCGGCAAUGAGCUAAGAACCAAAGAGAAUUUUGAUCAUGAGCUGACUCCAUUUGUCGAAAUCCCAGUUAGCAUAACAGAUAAUGGGACCCCUGAAAAAUCUAGCUUGGUUAAGUUUCAUUUAGAGGUCAAAGAUGUUAAUGACAAUCCCUCAUUUGCUAAAUCUUGGAAUGUGAAUCUAUUCUCAUUCAACUUCUUGCCAAAUCUGCACAUUGGAUUUCUCUAUCCCGAUGACGUGGACAAUACUAGCAAUCAAUUCUCUUGCUCUGAAGCCAAAAGCUUGAGCAUGAAUGAACUGUUAGAAGUUUCUGAAAAAUGUGCGCUUCUCUGGAAGUCCAAUGCGCAGUCUAGCCUUGGUGAGAUUUCUAUCAUUCAAUACAAAAGUAACGAUGGUCAGCACGCUGACGUGAUAAACAGUGUCACAAUCAAUGUUAACAAGAUGAACGCGAGAACAGAAAUUAUUGCAAACAGUUUGUUUGUUCGCAUCGAAGACCUUACAACUGACCAGUUUCUGGAAUCGGAGUUGCAGAACUUGGUGACAGUUUUGCAUGACUUGUUAAAUGAAAGUUACCUUGUCAUAAACAUUUGGGAGGUUAAAACUCCAGACCCGUCGAUGCUACUUUUGCUCUCGCCAGAAACGUUGAGUGAUUCUGACACGGGUGUCAGAAACAGAAUCAAUGAAGUUCGAAUAUUGUCCGGACUCAAAAUCAGUCGUAUAACGACUAGUGCGUGUGAAGCUCUUGCAAUCUCUGAGUGUAUUAACGAAACAGACAGUUGCAAUCAAGAGAUAACAUUUCCUACUUCGGCAUCUGAAAGAAGUGUGUUCAGGAGCGACUCAGUAAUUCUAAACACGGUCAAAGUAGAACUGAAGUUAACAUGUGAACCUGAAGAUGAUUCGAGGAGUCACUGUGUGGAUAAUGAAAACGGAAGAAUUCUGAUUUGUUUCAACUAUGGUAAAUGUUCAACGAGCGAAAGCGGUCAAUUAAGUUGCGAUUGCAGUGAAGAAUUCACUGGCCAGUCAUGUGAAAUCGAAAACGACUUGGACAUGCGACAAUGUCACAAAGAAGGCACUGUAGAAUUGUGCCAAACUGAUGCGGGCUCUUUUUGUGUGGAGGGAAACACUAUUGAUGAUUAUGAAUGCAUCUGCAACUUCCCAUACUCAGGGACCACGUGCCAACAAAUGAUGGACAUUUGCUCGGAUGCUAGGAACCCUUGUAAAAACGGAGCUCAAUGCAAAGCAGACACCGAAAACGAUCAAAGCUUCCGAUGCUUUUGUCCUUCCGGAUAUUUUGGAGUUCUGUGCGAGAAGGCUUCUGUUGGUUUCGGACCUUCCAGCUCUAUUCAAAUGUCAUCUGUUGUAUACUGGGAACAGUAUCGACAAAAUGACGAAUUAGAGAAUGCACAAUUGAAAAUUGUCAUCGGCUUUUCAACUUUGCAGAAGAAUGCUCUGGUUCUUAUCGACUACGAGCCAGGUCUACAAAAUAUUGGCCAAACUUUAACAAGUGGUCAGUUUUUCUUGGAACUGAGAGAAGGACUUCCAAGACUUGUGGUAGUAAGUCAUCCCAAUGAAAGUUCUUUCUCUGACGACGGAGAGGGUGAAAAAUUGCUGGAAUUGUCAAAUGAUGUAUACUGCGCAGAUGCAGUUUUCCACGAAGUAACAAUUACUUUCACACAUACCGCUGUAGCAAUGCAAACGGACGACUGUGACACAUGCGAACAAAUGCAUACACGAAACUCAACUUUGGUCAAUAAAUUAUCAAGUGGGUCAUUUUUUUUCAUCGGAGGACUGGAUCACCUCGAAAGAAAUGGUAUCACAGCCUAUCCACCCGUGUGGCCAUACAGUGAACUGGCAGCUGCAAGUUUUGAAGGCUGCAUUUCAAAAUUGGCAAUCAAUUCGGAGCGCAAAAAUCUGCUGAGCUACAAAACAGAUACUAGUAACGUAGAUGGUGAUUGCCAUCGGAAACAGGUUACAUUCUGUGAGGCUGAGUCGUGUUCGGGAGACUCAACCUGUGAGGAAGAUUGGAAGAGUGACUUCAUCUGCCUCUGUUCAGACUACCACAGUGGCCCCACAUGUGAAAGAGGCGUUGAGUCUUUAGCCAUAAGUGAGACUUCAAACUAUGUGCUGCGUUUGAAUUCUGUGGCCGUUUCGAACUUAGCUCUCAGUUCCAACCUAGACAACAAUGAGGACUCAAUUGGGAGAUUUAGAAGAUCGUUGACCUCUGAGUUAGGGAAUAGUGAUCCUGAGACAGUGACACUAAGGAUUUCCUUCACACAAUUGGACUCCAACUGGCGCACAAUCAUGAGUUACAACUUCACGAAUGACUUUGAAGAGUUCCGCUUGCAGGUGUCGGUUGCAGCAUUUUUGAUAAGCAUUGGAAGCAGUUCUUGGGAAGUUUCUGUCCCUGAAGACGGGUUGCUAUCGGGGAUAUUCUACAACAUUGAGUUGACCAGAAAUGAGCUGAGGUUGAAUGGCUUCACUUUGUCCUCAAACGACCGGUGGGAAAACAGGCGAAGAAUCCUGUCAUCUUAUUUGGACGCACUCGUGUUUGGUGGCUUAGAGCAAGGGUUUCAAGGGUGUCUGCUGUCGGCAAAAAUCAACAAUGAGAGGCUUCUGCAGCCUAAUCUAUCGUCAAAACUAGAAGACAUCUUCACAACGGUUAUCGUAUCGUCAACAGCGACGCAAUCGAAUGUCAUAUUCUGCGAUAGAAGCCGUUUAUGCACUAAUUCCUCAUGUCCUGCGUCCUUGUCUUGCAUAUCGUUGGUGGACCGAUUUGAGUGCCUGGACCCAACUGCUUGCGCGAAUAACGAGUGCCAACACGGCACCUCCUGUAUACCAGACGGAAACUUUCCUUCCAACUUGUACGAGUGUGACUGUCGGCUGAACUUCGAAGGACGAUUUUGUGAGCAUAGUUUGUACUGUGAUGACCAUGCAAACCAGUGCGCAAGUGAUGAAAAAUGUGUGCCAAAUUUAGGCCCAGAACAGCCUGCUUAUGAGUGCGUUUCGACUAACGAUGAAAUUAGUUGGUUUGUGUGGUUGAUGCUGGCUGGAGGAUUAGUGAUUUUACUCACACUAAUCUUAGCGGUUAUAAUAGUCUGUCUUUGUAGACUAAGAACGCAUGAGGUCUCUAAGAGCGAGAGUAAAGUAGGUGUGGUGAUGUUUGAUAACAAUUCUUCACCGACUCCUAUCAAGACAGCUAAUCCAGUUGCACCUGACUUACUGGCACAUGUGCCAGAUAGAUUCAUCAACGAUAAUUUCACCCUGGUAGCACCAGGAAUUGAAGUCGAAGAAAAUGUAGAUGACACGAUGUUAACGAGCACUGAUUACAAGCGACCGGAGUAUAGCCAUUUCAUGAUUGAUAGCAGAUAUGCAAGGAAUGCACUUCCUUUCCCUGGCAGUUCAAUGGCGUUCGGAGGUUUUAACCAGCAGAGUGAGAUGAGAAGUAUAGCUGAGCGUGAUGUAAUGCCGACAGUCGAGGAGCUGGAAGAAAGCCGGACGCGGGAUCGGAUGAGGUCGAAAAGUAGCUCAACCACGCACCAUACUUUCCAGCACAAUCAUGAUGCGCAAAAUAAUACAACGUAUGCAGAGUCUUCAGUGACUGACUUGGAAAAUUACGACAGUAUGGGAGGAUACUCCACUCCUGGUAAAAUGCGCAAGAACUCAAAUCUCAACUUGACCCCCUACAUUAUACAGUCUCAGAAAGAACAACGCGUGCGUGCUUUAAAGCGCAAUCACAACAAAUCAGGCAGUCUACCCGACUAUUCCGAUCACAGUGAUUUGUACCGACGAUUCAAUAAUUCUUUGAACCCGCAUUUCAUACCAAAAUAUGUCGAUAAUGUUGAGUUCGGAGGUCAGUUUGAACUUACGGAACCUACGGUAUCAGUAAUUACUGAACGUCUUUCCCCUAACAUACCUGCGCCCAUUCAAGAAGACCAGAGUGGCUUUCCCCCUAAUGAAGAUGACUUCUCAACUCGCUCGUAUUAUCAGUCAUCGAUACGUCCGCCAAGCGAAAUCUACGACUUAUCAAACUCUGAAUCUGAGGAUCUUGGUGCCCAAAUUCAGAACUCAAAGCUACCCAGGCUGCACUUCGAACCCAUUUCCAGUGACCCCAACAUAAACAGUCCAGACCACGUGAGGGGAGGUGCCGGUGAUCUUCACCUUCAAUUAGAGUCUGGUCUCAAUCCCAAUAUGUUAUGUAUCCCCCCACCCCCAGAUACGGACUAUGAAGAAAACGAAUCUGUAAAUAGUCAUCAUCGACGUAGUGGUGGGAGCAUUGCACAUUCUGCACUUAGUAUUAAUUCGCCGACAAGCUUGCACUCUCGUCCAGAAUCUAAUCCGGAAAAGUUUUUCCAACAAGGAAACUUCAACUCUUUUUUUAAAGGAAUGAUAAAUUUUGAGGCCUUAGCCCCAGUGUUCCAAGACUUGGCAGAUCUGCCUAACAUUCCGGACUUAUAUGAAAAUGAAGACGAUGACUUUACUCAGUCUACUUCGCAGUUUGUACCAUAGCUGUAAAUUGUAAAUACUGGCUAUUUUAAUAAUUGUUAGAGGUUAUUUUGCACCAUAGAUUAAAAUUUAAAGGU
Molecule: messenger RNA, 14336 nt
Organism: Symsagittifera roscoffensis
Lineage: Eukaryota; Metazoa; Xenacoelomorpha; Acoela; Convolutidae
Product: protocadherin Fat 4-like
Exons: 19
Coding region: 70-14262 (4730 amino acids)
Biological process (GO): homophilic cell-cell adhesion; calcium-dependent cell-cell adhesion; cell-cell adhesion mediated by cadherin
Cellular component (GO): catenin complex; plasma membrane; adherens junction
Molecular function (GO): cadherin binding; calcium ion binding
Source: RefSeq, a predicted model, not a curated record